UUAAUUAGACAACAACACAUAUACAGGAGAUUUGUCCAACCCACUAGCAUACAUACGUAUGCACAUAUCAACAUGCAUGCUUUUGCACACAUAUUAUACGUUAUACUCCAUAAUACUUACAUAAAUGAAAAUAUAGCAAGGAGACACUAGUUUUACGGAUUAUGUACCCUUGUCUUUAUUAGCUGUUCAUCUUUCUCUAUCCAUCUCUCAGUAUAAAUACAAACGAACGUAACUUCAUCACCUUCAAGACAAAUACUUGAUAACUUCCUUUAUUUAAUUUAAAAACCUCCAAAAUUUCUCAAAAUCAAAGGUUUAAUACUUUACUAAUGGCUAAGUUCGGAAAGCUAACAAAGCUCAUAAAGAAAUGGCCUUCCUUCACCAAGAACCACCACUCAACCACCGAAUCCACCUCCUCCGUGGCCACCACCAAGGUCUCAAAAUGCGAAGAUCUUCAACUGGUCUACGUCGGGAAGUCUCGGAGACCUUACAUGCUUAGUUCCAACGUCAUCAACCAUCCGCUUGUCCAAGAACUACUUGAUAGAUCGUCGAGAUUCAUCAACGAACUUCACGAUCAAAAGACUGUCUUAGUACUAGCUUGUGAAGUAGUAUUGUUCGAGCACUUAUUAUGGAUGCUCGAAGACAGUUUCUCCAAUCACGACGAUGAUGAUGAUCGAGAGAUAGGAUCUGUCCAGGAGUUGGCUGAGUUCUACACUUAUUGACGGCGACGUUAUUACUUAUUUGUCUUAAUAUAUAUUUUAUUUAUUGAAAGUUUUUAUUUGUUCCUACAUGAUCCAAUGCGAUCCCCAAAACAUUAACUUCGGUUUUGUUUUCUAAUCAUUCUUAGGACAUCUUCCCUAACUCAAAUUCAGUCAAUAAUAAAAUUUAUGUUUUAAUGACUUCUAGCUCCAUUCUAUAUACAUGUAUACUAUAUAUUUUGCAUCUGUUAUUUAGUUUUCAACUUGUUUCCUAGUCCAUUGAUAAGCUUAUGCUCAGUGGGAAACUAGUCUCAAAACUGGAUUCAUUCUUUUCCCAAUAGGGUACUACGGAGAGUGUGGGAAGAGAGGCGGUUACAUGGAGAUUACUGGAUUCACUUCUGAUGUAAGAGAACAGAUAUACAAAUUGGCCUCUGUGAAUCUUUGCUCCAACAUCUCUGGUCAGAUUCUCGCCAGCCUUGUCAUGAGCCCUCCCAAGGUAUAAAACAUCUUAUAUUAACUUAGCAAAUGGUUUGGUUUAAGCUUGGUUCCUGCAAUCGUUAACCGUCUCACUGAGUUCCACAAGAGCUUCAUGGAUGAGUUCUGCGACUAAGGGAUUCUGAUUCUUAAGUCCUCUCUUUGAAGAUAUGAUCACACAUGCUGUUUACAGAAACUAAGAUGAGCUUUUGUGAGAGCAAGAAGUUUUAUUGAGAGCUUUUAUUGACGAUUAAACUAAA
This is a messenger RNA of Brassica rapa (field mustard), 1429 nucleotides long. Its product is annotated as auxin-responsive protein SAUR77-like. Lineage: Eukaryota; Viridiplantae; Streptophyta; Magnoliopsida; Brassicales; Brassicaceae. Gene Ontology annotation, biological process: response to auxin. The record is from RefSeq and is a predicted model, not a curated record.